GAUCCGUCGAGCCGCGCGAGACCUUCUGGUGAAGGCGUAGGGCGGCACGAAAUGGCAGCGUUCCUCAGGUCAAAGUGCUCUUCAGUUGGGCGUGCUAUGAUGGGAAGCCUUGGAAACAAUCUGUACGGGGGCGCUACCUCGUCUAUUGAAACGGUGGCAAGACCAUCUCGUUCUGAUGCUAUCUUCCAGCAAAUCAGAACAUUCAUCCAGAUGAGAACAAACCUCAAGGUGGUGGACAACUCCGGAGCCAAGCGGGUUAUGUGCAUGCAGUCCCUUAGGGGGAAGAAAGGAGCGAGGAUCAUGGACAUGAUCAUCGGUUCUAUCAAGGAAGCGCAGCCUCGCGGCAAGGUCAAGAAAGGAGACGUGGUCUAUGGGGUGGUCGUCGGUGCUUCCAUGAAGAAGGGGCGCAGCGACGGCAGCGAGGUCCAGUUCGACGACAAUGCGAUCGUCAUCGUGAACAACAAGGGCGAGCUGAUUGGCACCCGCGUCUUUGGUCCGGUCCCCCACGAGCUCAGGAAGAAGAAGCAUCUCAAGAUGCUCGCACUUGCCAAGCACAUAGUUUGA
Molecule: messenger RNA, 564 nt
Organism: Hordeum vulgare subsp. vulgare (domesticated barley)
Lineage: Eukaryota; Viridiplantae; Streptophyta; Magnoliopsida; Poales; Poaceae
Product: 50S ribosomal protein HLP, mitochondrial-like
Exons: 4
Coding region: 52-564 (170 amino acids)
Biological process (GO): translation
Cellular component (GO): mitochondrial large ribosomal subunit; ribosome
Molecular function (GO): structural constituent of ribosome; large ribosomal subunit rRNA binding
Source: RefSeq, a predicted model, not a curated record